Messenger RNA from Chionomys nivalis (European snow vole), 2695 nucleotides. RefSeq names its product coiled-coil domain containing 15 (gene Ccdc15). The transcript is spliced from 17 exons. NCBI's taxonomy places the organism in Eukaryota, Metazoa, Chordata, Mammalia, Rodentia, Cricetidae. Gene Ontology annotation, cellular component: centrosome. The coding region runs from base 37 to 2652 and encodes 871 amino acids. The record is from RefSeq and is a predicted model, not a curated record.
CGAGUCGCGGCGGGCUCCAGGCUUUCCAGAAGUCAGAUGGCAGGAGGUAUGGCGCCCCUCAAGAAGCCUCGGAAUCCCACAAAAUUACCCUUGGCUUUAAACCCCACGAAGAGUAAGGACGUUUUGGCAGUGCUGGCUGAGAGGAACCAGGCCAUAAUACCAGUUGGGGCAUGGGUGGAACCUGCCUCACCAAAUUGCUCGGAAAUCCCCGCACAUGCUUCAGCAUACAUGAUUGAAGAGGAAAUAAAGGAGCAGCAACGAAGAAAACAAGAAUCUCUGAAACAUUUUCAGAGACAAGUCCAACACCGGGUAAACCAGCAAGUUAAGCUGAGGAAAAAGCAACUCCUUCAGAAGUCCUACAAAGCAGCAGAAAAGGAAGGCCACAUAGCCAUGCAAUGCUCAGAUCCGACACAUUUAACUCCUAAAAGAACAAGUGUUUUCCCCAGCAAUUUGAACGCUGCUAUUGGAAGUUGUAGGUUACCCCCUUCCCAGGUGCCUGGGGAUGCAACAGAAGACGGAGAGAAUCAGAAUCAGUUGUUUAAACAACAAGCUCACGCUCUUAGUCAAACUCUGAAACAGGCACGUCAGCAGCUGGCAUCCUUUAAAACUGUGGGUGACAGAAAGACACCAGUGUUUCUAAAUGGUAGAAGGAAAGAUUCUCCUGCCCAUGAGAAAGCACUUCUUAGCAAACCAGCAUGCAUCAAGAUAAACAAAGAAGUAGGAGAGGAACCCCCUGGUAAGAUCCACGAAGGCCCUUUAACUACAAUUCAUUACCAGAACUUUAUGGAAAAUCAGGACCUUGGCUGUGGGGAAAUUUCAUCUGUUGUGACAGGUAAAAAGGAGAAAGAAGAUUGGUGUGUGGGUUACCAGCAGGAUCUCCUUUCUGAGGACAGAGAAAAGGCUGUCAGCAAAGUUCAGAAAGUAAAAUUCAAAAAUCCAUUAUUUGUUGUGAUAAAAGAAGAUGAACAAAAGCAAUUGAAUCUUCAUAGCCUUCAGGAUGUUCUUCCACAAGCCCAGGAUUAUUUUGUAGAAGUUCAAGGCAACUGUCCAGAAUCCCAGAGUGGUGUGAUAGAUGUCCUUAAUGUUGAGCCCAAAGCUUCGAGUAUUGAACCUAAAACUCCAGGUGUUGAACCAAACACCCAGGCCACUGGAAUUGAGUUUAAGACCUCAGAGCCAGAAGCCCAGGCUCUUACGACAGCAAGUCAGGACAUUGUUAAAGCCCAGACUGUUGAGCUGGAUGAGAAUAUUGAGUUGGAAGCUCAUGAUUUUCUACCUCCAAAUCAGACCAUUUCAUCUAGAGACCGGGAUUUUCUGCCCAAAUGCCAAGACCAGGACUCUUUACCCAAAGACCACCAUGUUCUCUCUAAAUACUGGAAUGUUCUUCCUAAACAUCAGGGCCAGCAUAGUCUGCCAGUAGACCAGGAAUUUCUACCUAGAAAGCAGCUUGCAUUAUCUGAAGAACAGAGUCAUCCACUCGAAUGUCAGAUCCAGGAUCUCCCACCUAAAGAAAAGAGUUUUCUGCCCAGACACCAGUAUAAUUUACCUAUGUAUCAGGACAGAAGAGGUCCACAUGUUCUUCCUAAAUGUCAGGAUCAUGAUGUUCUUUCCAAAGACCAGAGUAAUCUACACAAAUGUCAGGAGCAGGAUCUUCCACUCGAAAACCAGGACAUGUUUCUCAAGCAACCGUCAACUUUCAUGAAAGGAGAGAGAGACGAAGAGGAGUUACCUCUGGUGUGUCCUCAGAUCCAGGACCAAAUUUUCCUUAGAGAACAGUACAGGAGCUAUGAGCAGUCGUCAUGUGAUAUGACAAAUGAAAGAUGGAAAAAGGAAUUAUAUCCAGAGUGCUACAGAUAUAGUUUACAUGAAAUCCAGGAUCCAGACUCUGCAUGCAAGCAGCAACCAUCUGUUAACACAACUGAGAAGUGGCAAGAGGAUUUACAUCUUGGUAGUCGUGAACAUCUUCCACGCAGACACUGGAGAGAAACAUGCAGCAGGAGACAACAGGUUUAUGAGGAGUAUCGGUCGGGACUGAGCAAAUACCAUGCUUCACUGGCCUUUCAGUCUGGAGUGGAUCAAGAAGAAGACAGGAAAGAGCGUCAAAAGCAAUACUUGAGACACAGGAGACUUUUCAUGGAUAUUGAGAGGGAGCAAGUGAAAGAACAAAACAGACAAAGAGAACAAAAGAAAAGAAUUGAAAAAAUUAAGAGAAGGAAAGAGCAGCAGCGCCAUGCUGAAGAGCAGAGGCUCCUGAGAGCGCACUGUCGUGAAGAGCCUUGUUCAGAGCAGAAGAUAAGUGAUGUCUUAGCCCAGCUACAGCUUGAAGAAAUGAAAGGAGCCAGAGAGAAACAGCACCAGAGAGAAAAAGAAUAUGUAAGAUAUGUAGAAGCUUUGCGAGCCCAGGUCCAGGAGAAAAUGAAGCUGUAUAAUAUUACUUUGCCUCCAUUAUGUUGUUGUGGUCCUGAUUUUUGGGAUGCUCAUCCUGAUACCUGCGCCAACAAUUGCAUUUUCUAUAAAAACUACAGAGCAUAUAAUCGGGCCUUACAUUCAGUCAUCAACUCUUCUGAUAUCUCUGAGGGGAACGCGACUCUUCGAAAUGCUAUUCGUAAUUUUGCUUCUGUACAUAGACGGACUUCAAAAAAAAGUCUACAAUAAGAGUCUGAAAUCAGUGCCAAUGACUGCUAAAAAAUGUCAGCAG